Molecule: messenger RNA, 1021 nt
Organism: Neltuma alba
Lineage: Eukaryota; Viridiplantae; Streptophyta; Magnoliopsida; Fabales; Fabaceae
Product: bidirectional sugar transporter SWEET5-like
Exons: 5
Coding region: 71-817 (248 amino acids)
Biological process (GO): carbohydrate transport
Cellular component (GO): membrane
Molecular function (GO): sugar transmembrane transporter activity
Source: RefSeq, a predicted model, not a curated record
UGCUAUUCGUUUCUCUCUGAUCACUCCGUUGCAUUUGGCAGAACUUCUCUGCCCGAGCACAGCCUUGAAGAUGGUGGCCAGAGCAGCAUUAGCUCGUAACAUCGUUGGCAUUUUAGGAAACGUUAUCUCCUUCGGUUUGUUCCUCUCACCGGCUCCCACUUUCAUUGGAAUAAUAGAGAAGAAGGCAGUAGAAGAAUUCAAGCCAGACCCUUAUCUAGCAACGGUGCUGAACUGUGCUUUUUGGGUGUUCUAUGGAAUGCCUUUUGUGCACCCCCACAGCAUUCUUGUGCUUACCAUUAACAGUGUUGGACUUGUAUUCGAACUCGUCUACCUCGCCAUCUUCUACACAUUUGCCACCAAAAAAGGACGGAAGAAGGUUGUGCUUGGGCUUCUGGUGGAGACCAUAUUUUUCGCAGCUAUAGUUCUCAUCACGAUGCUGGCGUUGCAUGGCACAAAGAAAAGGUCGUUGAUCGUUGGUAUUCUGAGUGAUGUGUUCAAUGUUAUGAUGUAUAUUUCGCCCCUCACAAUCAUGGCCAAGGUUAUAAAGACCAAGAGUGUGAAGUACAUGCCCUUUUGGCUCUCGUUUGCUAACUUUUGCAAUGGUUUGUGCUGGGCAAUUUAUGCUCUCAUCCACCCCUUCGAUCUUUAUGUUCUGAUUAGUAAUGGUCUUGGAGCGAUCUCCGGUCUUGUUCAGCUAAUGCUAUACGCUUUUUAUCGCAAUUGCCAGCCAGAUACCAAUGACAACGAUGACGAUGAUACUUCUAAAAAACCAACUGACAUCCAGCUCCCUACUGCAAAUGGAGCACCUAGAGCCUGACCAAUAUCUUCGCAUCACAUAUUAGAUUUGGCCAUACAUGCCUCUUUCCUUUUAUUUUUUGAGACCAAAAAACUGGAACUUGCUUUGAUAUGUAUAUGGAAAUGACUGGAGUGAGGACUGAAGUGUAAUUGCAUUUAUGCAAGUUAUGUUCCCCGUCUUGUAAUUGGGAGAUCAUGACUGCAGCCCAAGUAAUCUUACACUUUC